CAGCAACAGUUAGUCAGACACCUCCGUAGCUUGCUAGACAAAAUAGCCGAACCAAUAAAGCUCUUCAGACGCGUUCGUGUGUAUUAGACACUGUUUUAAACCCACUUCUGUAGUCUAGUUAGUUAUCCGGUUUAAUUUCAUAUUUACGGUGUUGUUGUUAUUAUUCAGCUAGCGGGUUGGUUAAGUUAGCAUUAGCCUAGCUAGCUAAUAGUCCCGACCAUGGGGUCACUAAGCUCCACUCCACCUGCUAAAUAAUGAGUAGUUAUUUAUGAUGCAAGGUGAUUUGUAGAUCAAUCAGUCGCCUGCAGUGUUGAACCAGCCCAAUACCAAACCAAUCAGUUGGUUGUUCGAUGAAAUUAAUCUUCAGACGUCAUUGAUGACGUGCUGCUGAUAAAGUGAUACAGGCAUCAGCACACUGCUUUGAAGUUUACUGUUUAGCGAUUUGGACGCAUGCCUCGUAGCUCCGGUAUCAAACGUAACAUCCCUACCGAAAAGUUGACAAAACAAAAAGGAGCAAGCAGGUAUGCUUUUCAAAAGUCAUGCUUCCUACACUUUAACUUGUCUGAAAAUUAAAUAGACUUUUUACUCAACUGCGUUACCCACUCCAGUCAGCUGAUGGCGGUCUGGGACUUUAAGGCAAUGCUGCUGGUGUGACGUUUCAUCUCGUGGACGGAACUCUUUUCAACAGCAGCAGCAACAACAGUCAGCCACCCACCUCGGUAGCUUGCUAGACAAAAUAGCUGAACCAAUAUAGCUCUUUAGACGCUUUAGUGUAUAUUAGCCACUGUGUUUUACACCCACUUCUGUCGUCUAGUUAGUUAUCCGCUUUAAUUUCAUAUUUACGGUGUUGUUGUUAUUAGUCAGUUAGCGGGCUGGUUAAGUUAGCAUUAGCCUAGCUAGCUAACAUCUCCGACCAUGCGGUCACUAAGCUACUCCCCUGCUAAAGAAGAGCAGGAUAUCACAGUAAAACAAGAAGUAGAGGAUGAGGCCGUUACUGUGAAAGAAGAAAAAGACACGUUCAGAGUGAAAGAGGAGGAUGUUACAGUAAAAAGAGGGGAGGAUGGAGUUUAUGGAUUGAAAAAGGAAGAGGGGGAGAUGACCGUUACAUCAAAAAAGGAGGAGGAGGAGGAAACUGGAUAUGUGGGCCCGGUUUCCCAAACAUAUCUUAAGGCGUCCGACCGUUCUAACGCUGAAUUUAGCCAUAAGAUGGUUUUGAGAAACCGUUCCCUGAUGAACACUAGAGAGAGACGGUAUUAUCGUGGAUCCUCUGGGGAGCCUCAACAACAUCAUGAUGCUGAAGAGGCAGAGAAGAGUCUCUCCCGAUCUCUUCCCAUAGGGAACAUAACUCACUGCUGCUCUGACAUUGGGAAGAGAUUCACCUCAUCAGGCAUUAAAAUUCAUCAGAGAAUCCACACAGGAGAGAAACAUAGCUGUGGUCAAUGUUGGAAGAGAUUUGCUACAUCUGGCAAUCUGACACGACACCAGAGAACACACACAGGAGAGAAACCUUAUAGCUGUGGUCAAUGUGGGAAGAGUUUUGGUCAAUCUGGAGAGCUGACAGUGCACCAGAGAAUACACACAGGAGAGAAACCUUAUAGCUGUGAUCAAUGUGGGAAGAGUUUUGCGACAUCUAACUGUCUGACAGUGCACCAGAGAAUACACACAGGAGAGAAACCUUAUAGCUGUGAUCAAUGUGGGAAGGGUUUUGCUUCAUCUAACCAUCUGACAGUGCACCAGAGAAUACACACAGGAGAGAAACCUUACAGCUGUGGUCAAUGUGGGAAGAGUUUUAGUCAAUCUGGAUUUCUGACAGUGCACCAGAGAAUACACACAGGAGAGAAACCUUAUAGCUGUGAUCAAUGUGGGAAGAGAUUUGCUACAUCUGGCUCUCUGACAGUACACCAGAGAACACACACAGGAGAGAAACCUUAUAGCUGUGGUCAAUGUGGGAAGACAUUUGCUACAUCUGGCAAUCUGACUCAACACCAGAGAACACACACAGGAGAGAAAUCUCAUAGCUGUGACCAGAGAUAAUCUGAUAAAGGAUCUCUGAUCAAAUAUUAGAAAAUACAUAAAUGGAGUUGUUUCAUGAUUUCAAUGAAUGCAUGUCACAAUGUAGAAUGUUUUAACAUUGUAGUAGGAGUAUUGUCUCAAUGUAGAAGCCUAAACGUUGAUUUCACCAUGCUAUGGAUAUUAGCCUCGGGAAAUCCAGGCGAAAAAUCCUGGCUCUGAAAUAUAGGACAUAUUUGUUGUCUUUAGGGGGAAGGUGUUCCAGGCUUUGGUUCUUCCAUUUAUGUUUUGAGGUUGGACUUCAGCACAUGUAGCUCAUUAGCACGUGUAGCUCAUUAGCACUGAUUGGUGUCACCUUGUUAGUCAGUAUGUGUUACACCUGUGCUGGCUUGUCCAUCUCGUUAGUGGGAAGGUGUUUUACCUGAGCUGGUCCAGGUUCUAUUUAAUAGUGUCUGGCCCAGUGCUCCAGUUGUCUUGAUAGAUGUGGAGAGUCAACCUUUAGUUGCUCCACCUUUUUGGUUUACUUCCUGUCUUUAAGUUUGUGGGUUUUUCUUUUGUUUACAUCUUCUUGGGCAGAUUUAGUGGGUCUCAUGGUGGAUGUCUUUCAUGUCUCAGUUGUUGUUACUCGUCAACUUCCAGUGGACACCCCCAUAGUGUCUUUCAGAGCCCCUCCUAAAAAACAAGCUAAUAUUUUGGGUUGGAUAUUGCAUCCAAUUAAUAUUUCAAUCAAUGGAAUUUCCUUAAUGUUCAUUAGUCUUUCAGUUGUUAAUCUACUGUUUGUUGUGUACAAAUUUCUUUUGUUUAUUUUCAUUUUGUUUUUUUCCUGUGAAGCCAUUGCAUCCAUGUCUGAAAUGUGCUAUAUAAAUAAAACUUGAUUUGAUUUCAACAAACGAACCCAACGACUGACCAAUCAACAGUCUCUUGGUCCCACUUAGUAUGAAAAACAAUAUCAAUCCCACUUUUCCAGCCUGCUGAAGGAGUGGUAAACACCACCCCCGGCUCUACCAAGGGCUUGAGGUGGUCUCCCACAGCGUUGCUUAUGUCAUGCUCUGUGGCCUUGCUGUUCCAUUUCUUGACUGUACCUGCAACACAGAAAUAAACAUAUUUAGUCAUAUUAUAUAAAACAUAAGUAAUGAAUAUGGAGCGUCUAUGGCCUCAGUUACACCUGGCACCUAAAUGUGACUUCUGUCAUUGAUCACUCCAAACUGCAUUAGGUUCAGAUCUACCAGGAUGGGCCUUUGACAGUCUGGACGCAGUCAGGCCACUGAAUAUAAAUAAGCAACAUAAAGAGGUGGGGAGAAGUACAUUCUACACAAAUGACCUUCAUAAUAGCAAAGAACAAAUGUGUGUGCCUGAGGGGAAAUUAACUUUCAUACAGCCAAAAGGGGUGAGAAAUUACACCAAUAUCUGGACAAUUGGCACUAAUGUAAAUAAACAGAUGAUGGAACAUUUUCCCUUAUGCUGAUGUGAUGAACCACUAAGGGGACAUAAAUAUUUACCAUCUAAACCAUGUGUGACCUCUGGCUGUAGAAGUGUUCUUCCUAACCAGUCCCUCAACAGCUCUCUGACUGCGCUCCACCCUCACUGGGUCUUCAGAGGAGAGGAAGGCUGAGGAGGGAUGGAAGGAUGAAUGGAUCAGUCAGUCAAUAAAGUGUAGAGCUAUUUAGUAGUUCAUUAAAGUAAAUAAGGCUUUAUGACUGCUGAAUAUGAACUAUCAAUCACUUAGAUUGUGUAUUUUCAGGUAGCUAUACAUCCCUGGGACUUCCCGAGCCCAUUGAAGUUGACAUUUAAAAUGGUUACAUUAGGGGUUAAGGUUAGGGAUGUCCCAAGAAUCCCAAAUAGCAUUGACCAUUGUGCAUUUCUAUCCGAUGUGAAAUGGCUAGCUAGUUAGUGGGGUGUGCACUCAUAGCAAUGUUUCGUGGGAGGCAGUUGUUGAUGUGUGCAGAGGCCCAAUUUUUCAGUUUUUGAUUUGUUAAAAAAGUUUGAAAUAUCCAAUAAAUGUCGCUCCGCUUCA
Oncorhynchus masou masou (cherry salmon) is the source of this 4024-nucleotide messenger RNA. RefSeq names its product zinc finger protein 239-like. The coding region runs from base 916 to 2034 and encodes 372 amino acids. The record is from RefSeq and is a predicted model, not a curated record. Lineage: Eukaryota; Metazoa; Chordata; Actinopteri; Salmoniformes; Salmonidae. Gene Ontology annotation, biological process: regulation of transcription by RNA polymerase II. Gene Ontology annotation, molecular function: DNA-binding transcription factor activity; RNA polymerase II cis-regulatory region sequence-specific DNA binding. The transcript is spliced from 2 exons.